AUAUUAGAGAUGUCUUUAUUACAAUUUAUAUAUAUAUAUUUUUUUUUUUAUUUUAAAGAUGAGAAAUUUUAUACAACAAAGAAAUUCAGAAAAUAGUCAAAUCGAUGUUUCUCAAGCGGACAUAUUCGAUCCAAUAGUUGAGACAGUAUCAAGAGAGACUGAUACAGAAUCAAAUUCUGAUUCCGAUUCCGAUUCAUCUAGCAAUGAAGACAACGAUCGAUUGGAGAAUUUGUCUUGGUGUCGAUGUGGCAAUUGUAAACUGAUGCCAACUGUUAUCGAAUCUAUUUGUUGCAGAGAAAAUGACGAUAUUGAUUAUCACAUACCUGAUGGAAAAAGUUGCAUUUGUGAACAUCCAUUUCACAUCCAGGAGACUAGCCAACAAUUUCUUGAUAGGGUGAACAGCAUAACAUAUAGUUAUGUUCCAAUGAGACCCAAUAAGCAAAACAUCUUGACACAAAGAGGUUAUCGCAAGCUAGCGUAUAGAGGAUUUUCAACAUGGAUGUAUGGAGAUUUGGGACCCAAAAAUAGAAGACCCAUACCUUCCUGUGUGGUUAAUAGCAUUCGCAGUUGUUUCCCGGCACCAGACAAUAUAUAUGUCGGUUUUCAUUACCCGGAGGAUGAUGGUCCAGCAUUUUCAAUGAUUCUGGAUUAGUCCUUUCUAUUAUUACUAUUGUUAAAAUUGGAUUGUGUGAGUUGAUUUUAAUUGUAGAUUUGAAAGUACUACAAAAUAAAAAAAACUUUUUUUUUUUAUUAAAUGUUUAACAUUUAUACAGUUAAAUUGUUUAAAUAAAAAAUCGAUUAUAAAA
Molecule: messenger RNA, 806 nt
Organism: Bombina bombina (fire-bellied toad)
Lineage: Eukaryota; Metazoa; Chordata; Amphibia; Anura; Bombinatoridae
Product: P2X purinoceptor 7-like
Exons: 2
Coding region: 59-652 (197 amino acids)
Source: RefSeq, a predicted model, not a curated record